AUGACGAUACUCUUGACUGGCGGUACUGGUCGAACAGGAUCAGCAGUCGCACGACGUUUGCAUGAAGCAAAGAUACCAUUCCUCAUCUUGUCAAGAUCUGGUUCUGCACCUGCACCAUAUGAAGGCUGCCGAUUUGACUGGGCUGAUAAGAGCACCUUUGAGAUCCCAUUCUCACAAAGUCCAAAUGUGGAAGCAAUAUAUCUCGUGCUUAGCCUCGGAGUGAUCGAUGCCAAAGCACAAGCAGCUAGAGAUUUCAUUGAUUUUGCAAGAGGAAAAGGUGUCAAGCGUUUCGUUAUGCUCAGCAUGAGCAAUGCAGAAGUUGGAGAACGUGUCACGGGUGCUGUUCAUGAGUACUUGUUGGAACUUCCUGUUGAAUACGUAAUUCUCAGACCAACGUGGUACAUGGAAAAUUUUACUCAUCCAAAGUCGAAUACAAUCAAGAACCUUGGCGAAAUGUAUUCGGCAACUGGAGAUGGAAAAGUCUCUUGGAUAUCGACUGAAGACGUGGCCGCGGUGGCAUAUAGGGCGUUGACAGACAAUCGGCUGAACAAGAUUGACCCAAUCUUGGUAGGGCCUGAGCUUCUCAGCUAUGAUGAUGUUGCCCAAAUCAUUGGUGACGUUACUAAAAAGGAAGUCAAGCAUGUACGUAUUUCAAUGGAUACAUUGCGGGAGAACAUGUCAGCAGUACUACCCUCUGUCGUUGUUGAAGGUUUGCUUGAGAUGGAGGAAGAGUUCUCAAAGAACUUGGAGGCCAUCCCAGAUAAUGGUGAGAUGGAACGACUGACCGGGCAAAAGCCAAUUCGAUUUCGAGAAUGGGCUGAGAAGAAUAAGGCUGCGUGGAUUUAA
Molecule: messenger RNA, 846 nt
Organism: Exophiala bonariae
Lineage: Eukaryota; Fungi; Ascomycota; Eurotiomycetes; Chaetothyriales; Herpotrichiellaceae
Exons: 3
Coding region: 1-846 (281 amino acids)
Source: RefSeq, a predicted model, not a curated record